Messenger RNA from Tupaia belangeri chinensis (Chinese tree shrew), 6865 nucleotides. It is a transcript of the gene ZMYM4, whose product is annotated as zinc finger MYM-type containing 4. The record is from RefSeq and is a predicted model, not a curated record. Gene Ontology annotation, molecular function: zinc ion binding. The transcript is spliced from 29 exons. NCBI's taxonomy places the organism in Eukaryota, Metazoa, Chordata, Mammalia, Scandentia, Tupaiidae. The coding region runs from base 1 to 4557 and encodes 1518 amino acids.
AUGGAUACAGAAAUGUCUGAAGAUAUAGACCACAACCUAACUCCUACCAUUGACAGCAUGUCUUACGGAAUGCCGAAUCAAACAGGGUCUGAAAAUUCAUUACUGGAUGAAGAUGAUUACUUUUUGAACUCUGGGGAUCUUGCAGGAAUUCCAGUCGUUGGUAGUGACAACGAGGAUGAGCAGGAAUUUAAUUCAAAGGACAAUCUUGUUUCUUCAAUUCAUACUGAUGAUAGCUUGGAAGUAGAAAGAAGAGUCACACAGCAUGAAUCAGACAAUGAAAAUGAAAUGCAAAUUCCAAAUAAGUUAAAAAAAGACUUUCCCAAACAUUUUGAUCAGGUUUCUGUCUUUAAAGCUAUACGGAAAGAUUUUAAUCUAGUAAGAGAAAACAGCAAAGAGACAUUUUCUGGAAAAGAGAAAAAUAGAGACCUAACUUAUGAACGUGAAAAACGGUUGGAUAAACCCCAUAAAGAUUUGGAUUCACGAUUGAAAAGCAGUUUUUAUGAUAAAGCAGUGGCUAAUCAAGUUGAAGAAACAUUACAUACCCAUUUACCACAAACCCCAGAAACAAACUUUAGGGAUUCCAGCUACCCAUUUGCCAGUAAAGAAUCUAUUGGUUCAGAACUGGGGAAUUCGUUUGCAUCGAAUAUUAGAAUUAAAGAAGAACCUUUGGAUGAUGACUAUGACAAAGCAAUAGCUCCGCAGCGGGGACUCCUAGACAAAAUUAAAGAUGAACCUGACAAUGCUCAGGAGUAUAGUCAUGGCCAACAGCAAAAAACUCAAGAGGGAGAGCUGAAAAUUAGUGCUGUGUUUUCAGUCAGUGGCAGUCCUCUUGCUCCACAGUUGACUACUGGCUUUCAGCCUUCACUGGCAUCAUCUGGCAUGAAUAAAAUGCUUCCUUCAGUUCCAGCCACAGCUGUUCGAGUUUCCUGUUCUGGUUGUAAAAAAAUCCUCCAGAAGGGGCAGACUGCUUAUCAGCGGAAAGGGUCUACUCAGCUGUUCUGCUCUACACUGUGCCUCACUGGAUAUACAGUCCCACCUGCCCGCCCACCGCCUCCCCUCACCAAGAAAACUUGUUCAAGUUGCUCAAAGGACAUUUUAAACCCAAAGGAUGUGAUCAGUGCCCAGUUUGAAAACAGUACCACUACUAAAGAUUUUUGCAGUCAAUCAUGUUUGUCAACAUAUGAACUGAAAAAAAAGCCCAUUGUUACCAUAAAUACAAAUAGCAUUUCAACCAAAUGCAGCAUGUGUCAGAAGAUCGCUGUUAUUCGACACGAAGUCAAUUAUCAGAAUGUGGUGCAUAAACUUUGCAGUGAUGCCUGCUUCUCUAAGUUUCGGUCUGCUAACAACCUCACCAUGAACUGUUGUGAGAACUGUGGGGGUUACUGUUACAGUGGCUCUGGACAGUGCCACAUGCUUCAGAUAGAGGGACAGUCUAAGAAGUUCUGUAGUUCAGCGUGUGUCACAGCAUACAAGCAGAAAUCAGCCAAAAUCACACCAUGUGCACUUUGCAAAUCAUUGAGAUCUUCGGCAGAAAUGAUUGAGAAUACCAAUAGCUUGGGGAAGACAGAGCUUUUCUGUUCUGUUAAUUGCUUGUCUGCUUAUAGAGUCAAAAUGGUUACUUCUGCAGGUGUACAAGUUCAGUGUAACAGUUGUAAAACCUCAGCAAUCCCUCAGUAUCACCUAGCCAUGUCAGAUGGAAGUAUUCGCAACUUCUGCAGCUACAGUUGUGUGGUAGCUUUCCAGAAUUUAUUCAACAAGCCAACUGGAAUGAAUUCUUCAGUAGUACCCUUGUCUCAGGGUCAAGUAAUCGUAAGCAUCCCCACAGGUUCAACAGUGUCCGCCGGAGGAGGUAAUACCUCUACUGUCUCUCCCACCUCCAUUAGUAGCUCUGCUGCAGCUGGUCUCCAGCGUCUUGCUGCCCAAUCUCAGCAUGUUGGGUUUACACGAAGUAUUGUGAAACUCAAGUGUCAGCACUGUAGUCGUCUUUUUGCUACAAAACCAGAACUUCUUGACUAUAAGGGUAAAAUGUUUCAGUUCUGUGGCAAGAAUUGUUCUGAUGAAUAUAAGAAAAUAAAUAAUGUAAUGGCAAUGUGUGAAUAUUGUAAAAUUGAGAAAAUUAUAAAGGAGACUGUGCGAUUCUCAGGUGCUGACAAGUCAUUUUGUAGUGAAGGUUGCAAAUUGCUUUAUAAACAUGACUUGGCAAAACGUUGGGGAAAUCACUGUAAAAUGUGCAGUUACUGUUUACAGACAUCUCCCAAAUUGGUACAGAAUAAUUUGGGGGGAAAGGUGGAAGAAUUUUGUUGUGAAGAAUGCAUGUCCAAAUAUACAGUUUUGUUCUAUCAGAUGGCCAAAUGUGAUGGUUGUAAGCGGCAAGGUAAACUCAGUGAGUCCUUGAAAUGGAGAGGAGAAAUUAAACAUUUUUGUAACCUGCUUUGUAUUUUGAUGUUCUGUAAUCAGCAAAGUGUAUGUGACCCACCUUCACAAAACAAUGCAGGAAAUAUUUCCAUGGCUCAAGCUGCUUCAGCAGGGCCCCCAUCUCUGAGAAAAGAUUCAACUCCAGUUAUAGCUAAUGUAGUGUCAUUGGCAAGUACUCCUGCUGCCCAGCCCACAGUGAAUUCUAACAAUGUCUUGCAAGGUGCAGUUCCAACGGUAACAGCGAAAAUCAUUGGUGAUGCAAGUACGCAGACAGAUACACUGAAACUGCCACCUUCCCAACCUCCAAGGCUUUUGAAGAACAAAGCUUUAUUGUGCAAGCCCAUCACACAAACUAAAGCCACUUCUUGCAAACCACAUACCCAAAACAAAGAAUGCCAGACAGAAGACACUCCAAGUCAGCCCCAAAUCAUUGUGGUGCCAGUCCCCGUGCCAGUGUUUGUGCCCAUACCCCUUCAUCUUUACACUCAGUACGCUCCAGUCCCAUUCGGAAUUCCAGUUCCAAUGCCUGUCCCCAUGCUUAUUCCAUCCUCAGUGGAUAAUGAAGAUAAAGUCACAGAGGGUAUUGACGACAUUAAGGAAAAGCUUCCCACACAUCCAUUUGAAGCUGAUCUCCUUGAGAUGGCAGAAAUGAUUGCAGAAGAUGAAGAGAAGGAGAAGACUCUGUCCCAGGGAGGAUCUCAAACUUCUGAACAGGAACUGUUUCUAGACACCAAGAUAUUUGAAAAAGAUCAAGGAAGUACAUACAGUGGUGAUCUUGAAUCAGAGGCAGUAUCUACUCCACAUAGCUGGGAGGAGGAGCUGAAUCAUUACGCCUUAAAGUCGAAUGCUGUGCAAGAAACAGAUUCAGAAUUGAAGCAGUUCUCAAAAGGGGAAACUGAGCAGGAUCUGGAAGCAGAUUUUCCAUCAGAAUCCUUUGACCCACUUAAUAAAGGACAGGGAAUCCAAGCACGUUCCCGAACAAGACGACGACACAGAGAUGGCUUCCCUCAGCCAAGACGAAGAGGACGGAAGAAGUCAAUAGUGGCUGUGGAGCCCAGGAGUCUUAUUCAAGGAGCCUUUCAAGGGUGUUCAGUGUCUGGGAUGACACUGAAGUACAUGUAUGGGGUAAAUGCCUGGAAGAACUGGGUUCAGUGGAAAAAUGCCAAGGAAGAGCAGGGGGACAUAAAAUUUGGAGGAGUUGAACAUGCCUCAUCUAGCCCAUAUUCUGACCCUUUAGGAAGUGCUCCAGACCACCCACUCUCUCAGGAUUCCUCCGAGCCAGGCUGUAGAGUCCGCUCUAUCAAGCUAAAGGAAGAUAUUCUGUCCUGCACUUUUGCUGAGUUGAGUUUGGGCUUAUGCCAGUUUAUCCAAGAAGUGCGAAGACCAAAUGGUGAAAAAUAUGAUCCAGACAGUAUCUUAUACUUGUGCCUUGGAAUUCAGCAGUACCUGUUUGAAAAUGGUAGAAUAGAUAACAUUUUUACUGAGCCCUAUUCCAGAUUUAUGAUUGAACUUACCAAACUGUUGAAAAUAUGGGAACCUACAAUACUUCCUAAUGGUUAUAUGUUUUCUCGAAUUGAAGAAGAACAUUUGUGGGAGUGCAAGCAGCUGGGCGCUUACUCGCCAAUAGUUCUCUUAAACACCCUUCUUUUCUUCAAUACCAAAUACUUUCAACUAAAGAAUGUUACUGAGCACUUGAAGCUUUCCUUUGCCCAUGUGAUGAGACGGACCAGGACUCUGAAGUACAGUACCAAGAUGACGUAUCUGAGGUUCUUCCCACCCUUACAGAAGCAGGAGUCAGAACCAGAUAAACUGACUGUUGGCAAGAGAAAACGAAAUGAAGAUGAUGAGGUUCCAGUGGGUGUGGAGAUGGCAGAGAACACUGACAACCCGCUAAGAUGCCCAGUCCGACUCUACGAGUUUUACCUCUCAAAAUGUUCCGAAAGUGUGAAGCAGAGGAAUGAUGUGUUUUACCUUCAACCCGAGCGCUCGUGUGUCCCGAAUAGCCCCAUGUGGUACUCCACAUUCCCGAUAGACCCUGGAACCCUGGACACCAUGUUAACACGCAUUCUCAUGGUGAGGGAGGUACACGAAGAACUUGCUAAAGCCAAAUCUGAAGACUCUGAUGUUGAAUUAUCAGAUUGAAGUGGAAGUGCAGUUCCUAUUUUCAUACACAUUGGUAUGCACCAAACUGUGAAUGCAUCCAGCUGCUGGAGACAUACACAAGUCCACGGCCUGUUGUCUUGACCAUGAGGUGAUGGAAAACGAGGACUCGUGAACCACAGUGUGGAUGAACAAAUGAAGAUUGAAGGAAAGGAUGUGAACUGAGAAAUGUUCUUUGGCAGUGCAUAUAGUUCUUAGACAUCUUCAGAAUGACUAACCAGUUUCUCUGAGUGGUGCAUAAUCUUAUUUUGUUUGGGAAUAACAAAUUGUGGAAUAUUUUUAAGGAAAACUGUUGUAUAAGACUCUACCAUAGUAACCUUAGUCCUUAGAGUGUUAGCUUUGGAGUGAACCUUGGCUGCAGUAGGCUCCUUUGGCAAGCCCUCCGUAAAAGUCAGGGCAGAGAGCAGUACAGAGCUAAGAGUGACAUCAGGUGAGGACUGUGGGACCCAGACUUGAAGACCCAAUAAAAAUACUCUUUUUUUUUUUUUUUAAAGAUAGAGUAAAGUGGUCUUAAUUUUGAUUUUUCACUGCCAAGCCAAUUAUGUGAAGGGUAGAAGUCUCUAGUGUUUCUACCAUGGGCCCCUCACAUCAGGGAAAAUGACCUUCACUGCUGUUAACAUAAUAACAUGUCCCUUUCACUUUCUGGGUCUAGCCUUCUCAGCUAUGGGUCUGGAUGUGGGUACAUUAAGGUAAAGGGGGAUGAUAUUCCACAAACUGAUUAUGCACAAAUCUGUGGAACCCGUUAGACCCAAAGUGUCUUGAACUGUUUGUAGAAAACCCACUAAAACGCCCACUUGUCUGGGUGCAGACCUUCAUUGCUGCUGUCCCAUAGCCUGAGCUGUGCUACACAGAAAUGGGGGUUCUCCUUUCGUUUCCAUUUCUUUCCCCUAUGGCAGCUUUUCUCCCAUCGUUUCACCUUUCCAUUUCCCAGAUAAUUCCUUUUAUUUUGUCUUUUGCACCAAUUUCUGGAGGCCCUUGUCAUUUCAAAAAGAUAGCCUCUCUCCUUACUCUGGCAAACUUGUGGGUGUUUCCACAAAGAGACAGUGUUACUUAGCUAUCCGAAUUAUGGUAGAAAAGGUCCUAGUAGGUUCCCAUAUAAGGCAUUUGGAAGAUGAUUUUGUUGAGCUAAGAAACUUGAAAGUAGGGAUUCCGGGAUUAGGAUACAAAGGCACCAGCUGUCUCACAUAUCCAUGUGCAGGUCUUAGAGCAUCAUUCCAGAAUCCAGCGUAGUCGCUCUGUGAGGAUUGCAAGUCCUAGGCGUGUAUGGCCAGUCAGUCCGUCUCACUCACUUCCAUCUCACUUUCUUCCCCACAAAAUUUUGAAUCAAAAGUUUUUAUGAUGUUGGCUAGUCACAGAACCUCUUUAGCUGAGGUUAAUUUGACCCUGUGAUAAAAUCAAGAGAAGUCAAAAGCCUCUUAGAAAUUUUAAUCUUGAAAGACUUUUUGGUAUCUUUUUUUAGAUGGGGUGGCAGGUGGUCUUUUGUUUUGUUUUUGUUUUUUACUAAAGAAAAAAAAACAAACAAUUCAAAGUCGUUUAACUAUAAUAAACAUGAAAAAGUAGGCCUUUUUGACAUUGUGUACUUGAUGGUUCUGUCCCUACGCCUGUAACAAGUCUCAUUCCUGUUACCGAGAACUGUGUGAAAGCAGUGACUCUGCCCCAGUUGUGUGUGAUUAACUCCAUCUGUGUCCGCCGUUGCUGACUGAAAAAACUUUGUACUUCCAGACCUUGUUUGAUAUGGAGAAAACCAAUCGGAUUGUCUAAUUAAGUCUGCCAAUAAACUAUUCAGAAACAUCAGGUGUAAUAGUCCCCACUAUACGAAUUUUAUGGUUUGUAUAAAUACUAACAUUUUCAAUCCCUUCUGUAGUUGUAUGAAAAAAGCAAAUAUUGUUAGCAUAGUAGAUAAAUUGUUAUAAAAUACCAGAAAGAAAAAAAAAUCUGUAUCUUUUAACUGGAACAGCCAAUACCCAGAUAAAUUACUGUAUCAGGAUUUCAAUUGCAUGUUAGUCCACAGAGUUGCCCAGAACCCUAAAUUAACUCAUACAAGAAAAUUUCGAUUAGUUAUUGGUCAUUCCUCAUAAGUGUAGCUGUUGAUGUUGUAUCCAAUUAUUUGAUUUUUUAAUUUUAUUAAAACUGUGUAAAAUUACAUUUUUUUUCCAGGGGAGGAAAAAAAAUCAAAGAGAGAAGCAUCUACAUCAUCCUUUCUGUUCUUUUCUGGAUUUUAACCACUUUUGGGUUUUCCCCUUACAGAAACCACAGAGAUGUUCCCUUAGAAUAAAAUAGUAUAUUUGUA